Messenger RNA from Leptosia nina, 648 nucleotides. The record is from the annotation of a GenBank genome assembly. NCBI's taxonomy places the organism in Eukaryota, Metazoa, Arthropoda, Insecta, Lepidoptera, Pieridae.
AUGAAGGCAGUAAUCCUUUUGUGUUUACUAUCAGUUUCUCUGUGCUUCGGCAAACCUAGUAAUGAAGCUGCCGCACAAGCUCAACCACAAACAUUAAAUUCUACUGUUGAUGCAAAAGUACCAAAAACAACUGAUAUCCCUACAGUUCCAAUACCAAUUGUGGUACCAAGCACAAAGAAUGGCACUGUUAUUGCUCCCACAUUAGCUGAAAAAGAUACUAAACCAGAGAAAGCAAGUGAAGCUGCCAGUCCUGUUACUGAGAAAUCUAGUGCACCAAGCCCAACCCCUGAUAACAAAACCACAGAGAAGAAGGAGGAAACUCCUAAAGAAAAUGCAGUAAAAGAGCCAACCAAGGUAUCACCUCAAGAAAAACCUCAGGAAGCACCAAGUACCACAAAGACUGAAGAAGCACCAAAACCAGUACCUUCUGCUACUCCAAAAGAAAAUGUAACCGUUAAACCAACCCAGGCAACAUCAGCUGUGCCUCCUAAAGAUGACGCUGCAGCACAUCCUAUUGAGGCAAGACCAGGAUUUGACGGUGCUAGCUUUGUUGGAGGAAUAAUAUUGACCCUAGGUCUCUUGGCAAUUGGCUUCAUGGGCUUUAAAUACUACAAAAACCAAACUGAAAGAAACUACCAUACCCUAUAA